AUGGCUCUGUGGGGGUUAGUCUCGGCCAGCACGGCGGCCGUGACUGACUUUACCGGGCUCGUCGUUUGUCGCUUCUUCCUGGGCUUUCUCGAGGCGCCCUUUUUCCCCGGCGCUUUGCUCCUGCUGUCGAGCUGGUACACCCCCAAGGAAAUGGCCACGCGCACAGCCAUCAUGUACACGGGCAGCUUGCUCUCCAGCGCGUUUGGCGGUCUUGUCGGGGCCGGCAUCCAAUACGGCAUGGAUGGCGCGCGGGGGCUUCAUGCCUGGCAGUGGCUCUUUGUCAUUGAGGGUACAAUCACGGUCGUGGUCAGCCUGGCCUCCGUCUUUGUCCUGCCCGACUUUCCCUCCAAUACGGCCUGGCUCACGGCCGAGGAGCGCGCGCUCGCCAUUCAUCGCCUUCACGCCCACAGCGGCAGCGUGGACGAGGAACGGGGCCCUCUGCUGCAGGGCCUCAAGAUGGCGGUGCUCGACUACAAAGUCUGGCUUCUGACGCUGAUUGUCAUUCUCAAGACUUCUGCAGGAGCAGUGACUCAGUUCAUUCCUACACUAGUCGACACUUUUCACUUUGGUAGAGUCCAAACAUUGCUCAUGACUGCGCCUCCCUUUGUCUUUGCCGCCAUUGUUGCUCUGGGUGUCUCGGUCUCGAGCGAUAGACUCGGUGAAAGAUGCCUGCAUCUUGUUGUCCCGCUGACAUUUGCCUUGACUGGCUUCAUCAUCGCUGCCACCACUGAGAGCCUGGCACCUCGCUACUUUUCGCUAUUUCUGGCCUUGGGUGGUGUAUAUGGCUGCUAUGACAUUACAUAUGCAUGGAUGAGUUCCACGGUCCCGCGUCCCAUCGAAAAACGAUCUUCGGCCUUUGCUAUUGCCAACAUGGUGGGCAAUAUUGCACAAGUAUACUCUCCAUACAUGUAUCCCAAAUCCUCUGGUCCGCGUUACCUGCCAGCCAUGGUGGCCAAUAGCGGCUUCGUUCUGGCUUCCAUUGCGUGCUGCGCAACUUUGUACUGGUGUUUGCGUCGGGAAAACGAAUUGCUCGAGGCGGGGGAGGAGCAGAUGCAAGGGCAUGAUGAUGACGAUGCCGGGAGCGAUGGAAGCAAAGACGGGUCACGGGAGGGAGCGGUACCCGUCGCGGUCCUCGAUCCGGGCUUCCGACCUUUUGUCCUUGUGUAA
Molecule: messenger RNA, 1167 nt
Organism: Beauveria bassiana ARSEF 2860
Lineage: Eukaryota; Fungi; Ascomycota; Sordariomycetes; Hypocreales; Cordycipitaceae
Product: MFS transporter
Exons: 3
Coding region: 1-1167 (388 amino acids)
Biological process (GO): transmembrane transport
Cellular component (GO): membrane
Molecular function (GO): transmembrane transporter activity
Source: RefSeq, a predicted model, not a curated record